ACACUCAGGAAGUCAACAGGGGAAGUUAGUGGUUCUUGUGUCACCAUUUUUAUGCUGCUACUUGCGUGCGGUGCAGAGUGAAGGGCGUUCGACACGUGGCAGAAUGCCCUAACACUCCAGCUGCCAGGAGAAAGACUGAUGUGCAGCGCGACACAAAGUGGGGAAACAAGCAAUAUGCUUUGAAACGAAACGGAAAAAACAACAACAACACAGUGAAAUCUCAGUCAGCACAUUCAUCCGUCACACAAUCACACACACACACACACACACACACACACACACUGAACAGCUCGGCCUGGAUGUGAGCUGAGGCCCGACGGGCAGAAGAGAUGCGGAGAGUCCGGAGACGAGGAGGGAACAAAGAGAAGGUGUUUGGAUGUGACCUGCUGGAGCACCUGACCGCCUCCUGUCAAGAGGUUCCUCAGGUCUUGCGAAGCUGCAGUGAGUUUAUUGAACAACAUGGCAUCGUGGAUGGGAUAUACAGGUUGUCUGGUGUGUCCUCCAACAUUCAGAAACUGAGGAGUGAGUUUGACAGCGACGGAGGGCCAGAUCUCAACAAGGAUGUGUACCUGCAGGACAUCCACUGCGUCAGCUCCCUCUGCAAGGCCUACUUCAGAGAGCUGCCCAACCCUCUGCUCACAUACCAGCUCUACGACAAGUUUGCAGAAGCUGUGGCCAUCCAGCUGGAGGAGGAGAGGCUGGUGAAGAUCAGGGAAGUGCUGAAAGAGCUGCCGCAGCCGCAUUACAGACUUUUGGAGUUUCUGAUGCGUCACCUCGUCAGGAUGGCCUCUCACGCCUCCGAGACCAACAUGCACUCCAGGAAUCUCGCCAUCGUCUGGGCACCCAAUUUACUCAGGUCCAAGGACAUCGAGGCCUCCGGCUUCAACGGCACAGCGGCCUUCAUGGAGGUGAGAGUCCAGUCGAUUGUGGUGGAGUUCAUCCUCACACACGUCUCUCAGCUGUUUCCUGAGCAAGACUCAGGUGUAUCCCGUGAGAGGCGGAAGUCCCUCCCAUCUCCAUCCCCCAUGUGCAGUCCGGAGGAGCCCUUCUUCAAAUCCGCUCCCUCUCAGUCUCCAAGCAGCUUCGGCAACAUCAGUCCAGGAGAUGGCCCUCUUCCCAUCAGGCCCUACCACGCUAUCAUUGAAGGCACCGACAAGAGGAAGGGAUCUCUCAAGGGCAGGAAGUGGAUGUCCAUCUUCAACAUCGGAGGACGAUUCCAUGACCCACGACGGAGGAACAAGAACUCAACCAAAGAUAAAGAAAGGCAUGCUUUGAGACCCGCCAGAAGCAUGGACUCCCUUAGCCCAUUCUAUCCAAAUGAAGGUUCCAGACACCCUGCCCAGCGCCCUCCAUCAUCCAACAUGUCCAACGCCGCCCCUCCCUUUCCCCAGCCUGCCCCAGAAGGUGGAGCGCCUGCUGGUGGUGGUUUAGGCAGCAGCGGAUAUGCUGUGACCUACCGCAGGGGUACAGGUGUGGUGGGCGGGGGCGGGGGCACCCAGGGCACCUAUCAUGUCAUUGACCCUGAUGGGUCAGGGACCAUGGGCAGCGAGGGUCAGACGCACCAGUCCAGAUCCCCGGGUCUCUCGACUAAAGCGGGCAGACGAGCCGCCAUGCACAUCAGCGGGCCGCACCUGGUCACAGUGCCCUUACAUAUCACCUCCAACCUGGCACUAGGGGUGCUGCAAGGAGGCGGAGGGGACCGGGUCAUCCACUGCGGCAGGGAUAAAGAUGAAGGGGACAAGGUGGAAAGUAAGGAGGGAGGAGAGAAAGUGGAGCAAAGAGAGAUUGAAAGGAGAGAGACAGGUGAGAAGGUUGAUGCAGUGGAGGAUGUGAAAGAGGACAAAGAUGAUGGAGGGAAUUUGAGAGAGAAGGAGAAGGAGGUGGAAGGGGAAGGGAAGGUGAGCGAGGCGGAGGAGGGUGGGGGUGCAGAGGAAAAAGGUGAGGAGGUGAAAGAGGAGGAGAAGGAAGAGCGGACACCGAGAGAAGACGGUCCAAUGGAGACGAUGCUGGUGGAGGGAGGUGGAGGUGAGAGAGGAGAGCAAGGUGCCAAGCAGCUGAACUCCAACACAGAGGAAGACGCUGACAGAGACUCUGACAACAAUGACGAAUACAUGGAAAUGAAAGGGGAGACGGUUGCAGUGGCAGUGCCACAUUCCCCCGUGGCCGAGAUGAGUGUGUGCGAGCCGGAUGUGUCUGACGUCCUCAACUCCACUGAGGUGGACGGAGACGACCAGGAGCUGCUUGGAUACCUUCAAGAUAAUUUUGACUUCCUGGACCAUAUGGACUGCAGCGUCUCCAACCAGGUGCAUGAGUUUUCUGUGGAGCCUCCUGCUUAUGAGGAUGAUGAGUAUGAAGUCAUGGAGCAGCACAGCACUUCCAUGUACCCACCAGAUCUGACAGAGCUGAUGCCUCCCAGCCCAAAGACGCAGCCUCCGCCAGGCUUGGACGCAGACGCUGAGACGGAGGCCCAGUUAAACUCACACAGGCCGCUCAGCAUCGACGCACAGGGGCGACAUGUGAAAUCCCUGAGUUUGCCUUACAGGAGUGCACCGUUCCUCCCAGCCCAGUCCUCCUCUGAAGAGGAUGAUAUGGGUGAUGACAACGAUGAAGAUGAUAGUGAUGAGGAGGACGAGGAAAUGUUUUAUAAAAGUCUUCCAGCUAGUUACAUUUUUGACAACAUGACUUGGCCUGACUCAGUUAUGGAUGCAGGAGACGUCUCCUCGCCUCCCCCACAAUCUAACACUGUUGACAGACUUCCUGCUGACCAAUCACAGAGCAGAGAGCCCGAGCCGCUGGACACUGAAUUCUCUGUGUGUAAAGAACAAGUUAUUGAAAAUAAGGAGCAGAGAGAAGUGAAAGAUGAAGAGGAACUGGAGAAGAAGGAGCACGCAAAGGGGGAAGAAGAAGAUAAAGUUGACCAGGACUCAGACCAGGAGGAGAAAAAUAUGCAAACACAAAGCUCAGGGAUACAGGAAGAUGUAGUUGAUGGCAGCACUGCAGAAGACGAUCCGGGCGACACAGAGAAAUCUGUCACCUCAGAUCCAUCAACAACUUGCUGUGUGGAGCAUCCACCGCCAAGGACUGAGAGAAACGAUGAAGCUGGCAUUAAGGUCGAAGAAAAGAGGGAAGUGGUUGAGAAAUACUGCGACGAUGGUCAAACCUCUGCAGGUCGCUUCGAUGAUGCCGCAGACACCACAAAUUGUCAUGCUGUUUCUUGUUUCGAGGUUUCCAGACAAAUAUCUGUGAGGGCAACAGUUGAGGAGGGAGAGAGUGAUGAGGGAGAUGAGGGUAAGGUAGAAGGUGAGAUAAAUGACAGCUUUAGAGGUAGAGAAGAGAGACAGGGAAUUCGACCUGAGAUGCCUGAGGAAGCGGUUGGAGACAGAGAGGAGGAUGAGCAUGAAAACCAAACGCAGGGAGGCGGCACAGAGCAGGACGAUACACUCUGUGGGAUGAGCUGCGAAGUCUGGGACGAGAUUCAAGAAGCGGUAUGUGAACUCAUAGAAGAUGAAGAAAGUCAGACUGCAGGUGAAGGUGCCACCGGGGAGAGAGAUGUGACAGGAGAUGCUGUCAAAGCCGGGGAGGAGGAAGAGCAGAUGGAGACAGGAAAGGCGGGAGUUCUUUGCAAAGAGAAAAAGACCUCAGAAGAGGAUGAUGUGGCAAGGGAGGAGGAGGAAGAAGACGUGAUCAUCAGGACAGAGGCUAAAACAGAGGCUGUGGAAGAACUGCUGGAGGCACUGGUGAUUGAAGAAGAUGAUCUAGAGAUGCAGCUUGAUGUAGAGAUUCAAGAGAUUAAUUUGCCAAAGAAAAGAAGUAAAGAAGAAGAUGGAGAAAUCCAGUUGAAGCGUGCCAUAAAGGAGGAAGAAAGAUGCAAUCGCCCAAACACAACAGGGGGAGCGGGGGAUUCAGAGGAGCAAGAAAAAAGAGAAGCAAAGAUAAGAGGAGUGCCUCAAAAGAACAACUUCAAACUUUAUCAAGCCUGUGGCCUCCAAACACCAGUUCAUAAAGUUUACCAAGUAAAAUCAGUGCCCGUGCCACCCAAGCCGCAGCACUGCAGACUGACUGCACUGAGCCUCCGGCAGCAGCAGCAGCAGCAGCAGCCAGCAGCAAAGAGAGCGGAUGAUCUGAUGACAAGAGCAGCGACAGAGAGGCGAAAGCAGAGAGGGACAAGGCGUCGCAUGGGAGAGCAGGGAAAAGAGGAGCAGGGGAACAUGAGAGCGCGAGGGGAAGAUGGGAGCGACAGGUGCUCAAGGGAGGGGAGAGGGAGAAGCAGGAGGAGGGGGUAUGAAGGCGUCGGGAUGCGGGACACCACCAGAAACAGUCCCCUCAGCAUGUGUUUUGAUGAGGCCGUUGCCAUAGCAACCAUGAGGCGAGGGAGGGAGAAAGAGAGCGAGAAGGAGAGGGAGAGGCAGUGGGACUGGGGACAUGAGAUACAGUAAAGGGGCAU
Molecule: messenger RNA, 4444 nt
Organism: Myripristis murdjan (pinecone soldierfish)
Lineage: Eukaryota; Metazoa; Chordata; Actinopteri; Holocentriformes; Holocentridae
Gene: arhgap30
Product: rho GTPase-activating protein 30
Biological process (GO): small GTPase-mediated signal transduction
Molecular function (GO): GTPase activator activity
Source: RefSeq, a predicted model, not a curated record